Funneliformis mosseae is the source of this 123-nucleotide messenger RNA. The record is from the annotation of a GenBank genome assembly. Lineage: Eukaryota; Fungi; Glomeromycota; Glomeromycetes; Glomerales; Glomeraceae.
AUGGUAAAUUUGAUUAAAAAAUUUGAUAGAUAUGUUCAAAUAUAUGGUAAGAAAUGUUGGACACAAAAGUUGUAUGCUUCUUCUACUACUAUUAUUCAAAUGAUAUCUGAAGAAAGAAAUUGA